Porites evermanni is the source of this 492-nucleotide messenger RNA. The record is from the annotation of a GenBank genome assembly. NCBI's taxonomy places the organism in Eukaryota, Metazoa, Cnidaria, Anthozoa, Scleractinia, Poritidae.
AUGUACGAAGACAAGAGUAACGCAGAUCGCUGCCCCGUCAACACCUACUUGGCUUACAAAGAGCACCGGCCCACAAGCAUGAUGACCGAUGAAUCUCCUUUCUAUCUUGCGGUUAAUAACGAAAACCCGAAACCUGGUCAAAUGUGGUUCAAAUGCUCUCCGCUUGGAGUCAACUCCUUGAGAAGCAUGCUCAAGAACAUGAUAAGAGAUUCGGGCCUAGAAACAGAUAAAAGACUUGUAAAUCACAGCACAAGAAAGCAUUUGGUUCAGAAGCUGGUUGAUAAUGACAUACCGCCAAACGAAAUCAUUCAGAUCACUGGACAUAAAAACGUCAACUCUUUAAACAACUACUCAUCUUUAUCCGACAAGAUGCUGCCAGUACCGGCCAAAGCUUGUCAGCCGUAUCUAUUGAAGAGAAUACAAAAGCGGAAACCUUUUUAUCGGGUGCAACUUCGGGAAGUUUAUUUCCAAAUUGCCAAAUCGCAACGGUAA